Nanorana parkeri is the source of this 1379-nucleotide messenger RNA. It is a transcript of the gene CMKLR2, whose product is annotated as G protein-coupled receptor 1. Lineage: Eukaryota; Metazoa; Chordata; Amphibia; Anura; Dicroglossidae. Gene Ontology annotation, molecular function: complement receptor activity; G protein-coupled receptor activity. The transcript is spliced from 3 exons. Gene Ontology annotation, biological process: phospholipase C-activating G protein-coupled receptor signaling pathway; complement receptor mediated signaling pathway; inflammatory response. The coding region runs from base 18 to 1379 and encodes 453 amino acids. The record is from RefSeq and is a predicted model, not a curated record. Gene Ontology annotation, cellular component: plasma membrane.
CCAAGCUCAAGUAAAGGAUGAACUUGUCAUUUAAUGAGACUUCCCUUCAAGAUUUGGACUUCCUAAACUAUACCUAUGAGUACUACGACUUGGAUGAGGCACCGCAUGGUGCAACAGAGCCGCAAGCACUCCAUAUUGCAUCUAUUGUGAUCUACUCACUGGCAUUCCUACUUGGGGUACCAGGAAACUCCAUGGUUAUCUGGUUCACUGGUUUCAAAUGGGAAAAAACUGUCAGCACGCUGUGGUUCCUAAAUCUGGCCAUUGCAGACUUAAUCUUUGUGUUGUUUUUGCCUCUACACAUCACGUAUGUGGCUACAGACUUCCACUGGCCUUUUGGGAAGAUACUUUGCAAAGUCAAUUCAUUUAUUGCAAUUCUAAACAUGUUUGCCAGUGUGUUUUUUCUCACUGUAAUCUGCUUUGACAGGUAUAUCUUUUUGGUUUGUCCAAACUUUUCUCAGAAGCAUCGAACACUGGUCAAAGCUGGAAUAGUCAGUGGGAUGGUAUGGAUAGCUGCCACCAUUAUUGCAAGCCCAGCUCUGUAUUUUAGAGAUAUUGCAAAAGAUAGCCAACUGACCACCAUUUGCUUCAAUAAUUUCCAUGAAAGUGAUCAUUCCAUUAUAAUGAAGAUUCACACAUCCCUUACCUUAAUAAGGUUCUUUAUUGGGUAUCUUUUUCCUUUGCUAACGAUGAUUAUAUGCUACACAACCUUGACCAUCAAAUUGAAGAAGCUAAACAAAAAAGCCAACAGCAAAUUUUUCUGGGUAGUUCUGGCUGUUGUGGUGGCAUUUUUCAUCUGCUGGACUCCUUAUCACAUAUUUAGUUUGCUGGAGUUAAAAAUCCAUCACAGUAAUGAAUAUGGCGAAUGGCUAAGAAUUGGCAUGCCUAUUUCAACCAGUCUGGCCUUUGUUAACAGCUGUAUCAACCCCAUCUUUUAUGUUCUGAUUAGUAAAGUGUUCAGGACACAUUUAGAGGCCUCACUUGCAGAAAUGUUUAAACACACUUUACGGGACAUGAAACAGACAUCUACAAGAAGUGAAAAGCUUGUGGACUCGGAAAACAAUUCGACAUAUUGUGAAACAGUCUCUUUAAAACCCACACCUUAUGUAGUUAUAGUCACUUUCGAAGUACUCUCCACUACCGAAAACAAGCACUGCAUUAUGGGAGAAGGUCACCUGCUCCCCCAUAUCCAGAAGAACCUAGAUUUUGUAUUUGCUGCUGAAAGAGUGGAAGGGGAGCACUGCAAAGCGAAUGAACCCGGAAAGGAUGACGAUUCACCAACUUCCGCAUUCAAACUGUCAUUCCUCCGGCCUUUGUGGCCAGAGAAGAUCCUGGUGAAGCACCAUCUGUCCUUCAUCAACUUCUGUGGGGUCCAUAGGUGA